This is a messenger RNA of Naegleria fowleri, 4443 nucleotides long. RefSeq lists its product as uncharacterized. The coding region runs from base 1 to 4443 and encodes 1480 amino acids. Gene Ontology annotation, molecular function: helicase activity. The record is from RefSeq and is a predicted model, not a curated record. Lineage: Eukaryota; Heterolobosea; Eutetramitea; Acrasida; Naegleriidae. The transcript has 3 exons.
AUGAGAGGAGGAAAACGAGGACGCGGAGGAAGACGUCGCAGACAAGGAGGUGGAAGAAGAAGAGGCUAUCAUCAGCAAUCCGAGUCAAAUGCUCCAUUGUUGGAUGGAAAAAACCCAAUUGAUUUGACGGUAGAAGAGGAUUAUUUAAUUGAAGGUGAAUCGGAUGAUGAAAACAUGAUGGAUGACUCAGCUUCUGAUUCUUCUUCCGAUUCUUCUUUUGACCCAAAUGAAAGAACUUCUGUUGCAACAGCUUCAACAGCAAGAUCCUCUCAUCCAAAAUCUCAUAAAAGCGGCAAGCAACAAUAUUAUGAACAGCAUAAGCAUAGAUUUGAAAUGAACAAUGAGGUUCUAGGUUGGGUGUUGGAUGACAUCAUGACACCCAUCGAAUUAGAUCCUAUUCCUGACAAAUUUAGAGACGUUAAACAUUAUUGCAAUAGCUUUUUGGAUUAUGUUUUUGAAGAAACACGAGCUUGUAUUCAACAAUCAAUAGAAACUGAUAAUCAUGGUGAAUUUGCAAAAUGCGCAGUCACAAAAUGGAAAAAGGGUAAAAAUCGUGGAGAUUCGGCCACCAUUUAUUUUGACAUUAUUCCAAGGCCUCCAAAGGAUCCAACUAUGACACCCUACAUACCAAUGUUUCAAAAACAUGAUUAUUGUAUUGUGACCUCUGAACCAAAUUUGAAAGAUUUGGAAAAACAAAAUCACUUCUUCGUCAUUGUAGAAGAAGGAAAUCAACAGAGUACCAACAAAUUCAAGAUGCAAUCUCAGCCAUGGAAUCGACGAGGAAGAAGAGGUGGAAGACGAGGUGGACGAGGAGGUAGACAACAAACAUCAUUCCCACGAGCUAAUGCUUCAUCAACUAUUCAAACAAAAUUCAAAGCCAAGUUUGUAGCAACAAGUGUAACCAAGCACAUGUUGAAUAUGGAGGCGACAUUCAAAAAAGGAAGAAAGCACAAGGGAAGUCAUAGACAAGGAGGUGGAGGAGGUAAACAAAAUUGGUUUGUUUUUCCAAUUUUCACAAUGGUUACAAAACACAGAGAGUACGAGGCAUUGCAAAGAAUGUCCAUUCCAAAUCACAUUUUCCAAGUUAUCAAAGGAGAACGUGCUCAUGGACAUCAAAAAGCUCAACCAGUUGAGAACAUUGCCCCUCCAUUGAGAGAGUUUCUUGAAAAAACCUAUAACGCUUCUCAAUUUAAGGCUAUUCAACAAGUAUUGAACAAGGUUGAUGAAAAAGUUCAUUUAAUUCAUGGACCUCCCGGUUGUGGUAAGACAAGCGUCUUACUAGGAUUGAUCAUGACACUUCUUGCCAAUAAGAAGCGUAUUCUAAUUUGUUCGGGUACCAAUGUUGCCGUAGAUCAUAUCAUUAACAAGAUGACUCAAAACGGUUUACGAAACAGUAAUGGAGAGAAAUACCAGCUUUCUAUUAACAAAAUGGCGAGAAUUGGUAAUGAUGAAAAAAUCGACGAGCUCAGCAAAAAAAUUGAUCCUGCAACUCGUUUCAAACAACUUCAAAGAAAUGUUAAAGAUAUAAUUCAUUGCGUAGAGUUAAUUCGUAACGAACAAGGAGAAGUUAUGGAGAAAUCUAGGCAAUCAAAUACUGCUUUCAAUGCUAGAAACUCAAUCAAAUCUAGGACAGAAAAAAUUAACAAGCUCAUUUCUAACACCGAUGACACGAUUAAUCGACUCUUGACAACAAAGCUUGUAAAUCAAGAAAUGGUGAACACAGUUCUAGAAAAAUUUUCUAAAGUUAAAGAACAUAUCAAAAACUUUUUAGAUCUAGGAAAUUCUUCAGACGCUAAAAAACAAGACUUGAAUAACAAUGCAAAAGAACUUUACGAUGAAAUUGAUGCAUUCUUUAAGGAGCUACAAGUUUACUUAACUCUCGAUAACAGAGAUGUUGAAAAGAAAAUUUUAGACAAUUGCGACUUGGUAUUUGCAACAUUAGCCAUUACCGGAAGGCACCUGAUGAGAAGUUGUAAAACAUUUGAUGUGCUAAUCAUUGACGAAGCGGCUCAAGUCACAGAAUCUGAAUCUAUCAUUCCAUUAUGCCUAGUUACAGAUACUCUUGUGUUAAUUGGAGAUCCCAAACAAUUACCCUCUACCGUAUUGUCUGAAGAAGCUGUUGAAAAGGAAUACAAUAGAAGCAUGUUCGAAAGAUUGAUGAAAUUGUCACACAACAAAGGAAUGUCCAUUCAAAAACCAGUCCUAUUAGACACACAAUAUCGUAUGCAUCCGGCAAUUUCUAAAUUCCCAGAAAAUGUUUUCUAUCAUGGUAUUCUAAAAGAUGGUGAAAAUGUAAAACAAUACCAUGCCCAUCCCGAUUGGAAGCCACUCUAUGAAAAAGGUCUUGAACCAUGCCUGUUUAUGCACUGUCCAAAUUCUGUUGAGUCCUUUAAUGCUCACAUUAAGAGUUAUCAAAACGAAGAAGAGGCAAAUUUAGUGGUUAAAUUGAUUGACUUUUAUAUGAACACGCUUGGCAUAUCCAGGAAUAAGAUUGCAGUCAUUACAUUUUACAGAGCUCAAGUGGAUCUUAUUCGAGAAAAGCUUUCUCAAUAUGAAAAGGAACAUCCACAGGUUGUAUCCAAAUCUCAAGUGACAAAGGAAGUUCAAACCUCAACAACAUCCCUUCAAGCUCAAAAAAAUCAAACCGAGAAUGUUGACACAACAGAAGUUAACAAAGUGUCGCAAGCUACAGAAGAUGGACUUGGAGAACCUCUACCAGAAGAUUACGAAGAUAGUAGUGAUGACGAAGAACCAUUGGAAGAGAUUGAAGAAUGGUUUGAUGUGAACACUGUUGAUUCGUACCAAGGUUCUGAAAAGCAAAUUGUCAUUUUGAGUACUGUUCGUGCCAAUGACAGAAAUAGUUUGGGUUUCUGUGUGGAUCAAAGACGUCUCAAUGUGGCCAUCACCAGAGCUCAGUAUUCUCUUGUCGUUGUUGGAAAUGGAGAGAAUUUAUGCAGCAAUGACAUUUGGAGGAGUUUCGUUAGUCACACCAAAAUUAUGGAGCCAUCUGAUUACUUUAAGAAUGAAGCUGGAGAUAAUGUUCCAACUGACAAUUUAUUAACAAGGAGCAUUCAGCGAAAUAGUCUUAAUCUGGUAGCAGCUUUAUUGGCUAACAAGACUCUUCUCAACAGCAUUGAGAAUAUGCAAGAUUUCACAAAUAAGAUUAUUGAUAUGUGUCUCAAUCGUGACAAUCACGUACUUUUUGGACAAGCUAUUAAGCAUUUGAAAAUUAAUUUACACACUACAGGAUUUAGAAACGGAAAUAAUCUCAUUCAUAGAUGUAUUCAUACAAGAAGCUACGAUUGUUUAGCUGUAUUGCUUCAUCAUGUUUCAUCUCAUUCCUUGUUACUUGACUUUGAUGACCGUGGUCAACUUGCUAUUCAUUUAAUUGCCAUCGACUAUGGUAGAAAACAACACGAAAAAGAGAAAUUGAAAGAAACAUUUGAGGCAAUGGUUUCUGCCAUGACAAAGGUAGAACCAAGUGCUCAACAAAAAAAGCAACUUCAUUUGACAAGAGUGGACCCUCUUGUUAUAUUUGAAACACUUAACAGAAAUGGACAGUCUGUUGCUGAAAUUCUCAUCAAGAAAGGAUGUGAAGAAUUAUUGGAAAUUUUGGCAAAAUUUAAUGUAUUGAAUGAUACUGAUGAAAAUUUGAGAAAAUUAGCGAAAGGAGGAAAUUUGGAACGGUUUUUCAAAGUGAACAACAACAACAUAACGUCACAACCUCCUUCUUCAAUCAACAUUCAACAACCAACUAAGGAACGACCAUCAUCCAAGCAACAUCAUCAAAACAAUCACUUGUCCCAAAAUCAAUCAAGAAAUUCUCAACAACAAGAACGUCAAGCAACAAGUAUUAAUGAUCAGCAACCAACACACAACCACAUCAAAGGAUCAACAAAUUCACAAAAAGAUCUACACAGAAUCAAACACCAGCAACAACCUCAAAUGCCCACAAAAUCUCAUGUCGUACCAAAAUCUCAGGAACAACUCGUUCAACGGCAAACAUCUCAACAGCACACAGAGACUACAACAGAUGAUUAUCAAAAACAGUAUGAACAAUUCAAGCAGUUGAUGCAAGCCAAAUUCGUUCCUUCUGCCACAGCAGUAUCACCGAGCAAUAUAAAUCAAAUGGUAUCACCGCCUCAGCAACAAGAUUCUUUAACGAGAAAUGAUCGAGUUCGUACCAGUGGUGGACAAAACAAGCAACAACAGCAACGAUUUGUUAAGGUUGAAAAAUCACAACAGCAGCAAAGCGUCACUCCACCCUUAAAGACACAAGAGAACAUUGCUUCCCCACCUCAGCAGGAAACUGUACAACAAACUCAUCACAAAAAGGAUCGACACCACCACUCUUCUCGCAACAAUAACAAAUUUGCAGCAAACCCUCAAAAGAUUUUGUUUGUAAAAUCCAGUAAUAAUUCCUCAUCGUCGUCACAACAAUAA